Molecule: messenger RNA, 844 nt
Organism: Moneuplotes crassus
Lineage: Eukaryota; Ciliophora; Spirotrichea; Euplotida; Euplotidae
Source: the annotation of a GenBank genome assembly
CCAUAUUGAAAAUUUUACUUAAUAAUGAUUCCAAUUGAAGAAGCUCCGACUAGAGAAAGACCCUUUUACAAAGUGCUACUGGACCUCAACCAGGUCGAGGAAAUACAGGAAGAUUUUGGGGAAAUAUUAUAUGAAACCAGUCAAGACAAUUUCCCCGAACAAAAGAAUAUUAUUAAUUGAUCCACAAAAUGAGAAAAUUCACAUAUUUGAGACACUGAGGACAAUUUGACACCUGAUUUAAGAAGCCACAAGGAAGAAAUCCUUCCCUUUGAAGGAGAUUAUUAUGAGACCAGUAAUUUCGAAGCCGCCUGACAAGCUGACAGAAUUCUCCUCAAAUCUUAUAAAGAUGCUCGAAGAAUCCCGCAGCCAUUCGAUUCUGGGAACCAUCAGAAAGACAAAUUGAUUCAGAAAGUUGCUAUAGCUAAAAUUGAGGAUUUGGGAUGCUCAGAAAAUUCAAAAACUACCAGACCACAAAAUAUAAAUCAUUUUAGUUAUAAAGAAUCUCAGCCAGUGGAAAAAGAAGGUAGCAAGCUGAAGAAGAUGCCAUUCAGUUUGAAGACAGUAAUUCAGGUUCCACAACAGAAUCGCAAGAGGAAAUCACCUCUUUCGAUGACCAAAAAUGCUUCUGGGAAUUACACGAUGAAGUAUGAUUCUUUUCUUAAAAGUCUCAGAAUGAAGAUUCGCAAAGGAUGUACCAUUAAGAGAAAGAUUAAACAGAUUCAAAAAGAAAUUGAUAGAACAGCCCAAGAGAAGGCCUAGAUUCCCAAAGCUAAUAUUAUAGCUUGAAUAAUUAAGAUUUAGAAAGAACAGUCUUCCAAAAAGUCACUCGUCUUUAGGGCUCUUU